This is a messenger RNA of Schistosoma margrebowiei, 1309 nucleotides long. Lineage: Eukaryota; Metazoa; Platyhelminthes; Trematoda; Strigeidida; Schistosomatidae. The record is from the annotation of a GenBank genome assembly.
AUAUAAGAUAUUAUUAUAUACAAAAAACGCAUUGAAUUUAUGUAAAACGUAUUUAUGAUUAAUUUAAAAUUAUGAAAUACAUAUAUUUACUACUUAUAUCCAUUAUAUUAUCAUUAUUUAUAACAUUUAUUAAGGCUGAUAAUGAUUAUAAUAAUGGUAAUCAAAAUAAACAUUCAUAUCAUCACAAUCACAAAAGAAACUAUCAAUCUAAGAAUGUCAACAGUAAAUCAAAACAAUAUUCAUAUAACAAAGAAAAAAGGAAUAGUAACGAUGAACAUCUUGAAAGAAAUAAAAAAUCUAUUCAUCCUAGAGAUCAUGAUUAUGCAUAUCGGAAUGAUCAAAUAAAAUCUCGUGGAAAUAGUGCAAAAAGUGGCAGUUAUUCAGAAAGUACAUAUUUCUCAUUACAUACUGGAACAGAUAUAUAUGGUCGAAGAAAGUAUUAUUCACGAUUUCAAACACGUGGACGAUCAAAUGGUUAUCGUGAAAAUAUGAUUUUUAAUAUUUUUGAUGUAACCGGUAAUAUUAAAAUGAAUCAGAAUAAAAAUCAGUUGACAAAAUCCGAAAAAAAAGAUAGUUACAUAAAAAAGAAUUAUAUUAAUAAUAAAGAUUAUAAUGAUAACACGAAUGCAAAGCCGGAAUAUCCAGAAUCAUCAGUCUACAAAGACGGAUACAGAUCAUUACACAAAAACUUUACUACUAAUUAUGGAAACUCGACUAAUGCAUCAAUUCCAUUAACCGGUAAAUAAUCCCAACUAUAAUCAAAAAACUUUUGUAAUUAUUCAUAAAUGGUCUUCAUGUUAUGCAAAAAAUGAUUUUAUUUCUUCAUUAUUUAAAGAAAACUAUUGUAUUUCUUUCUAUUUUAGUGAAAACAUUGUAAAAUCACUAGUAAAGGGUUAAAAUUUUCCGUUUCUAAUACUCAGAACUGCAAAUGAUUAGAUCGUUGUUCCUAUAGAUUCAUUCCAACGCUAUGACCAUAAAGAUUUGUUGAGUAUAAUCGCCAAGUUCCUACCUUCUGAAGGAACAUAUAAACUUAUGACUUCCAGUUCACAUUAGCAGACACACGGAAUAACGCAUUCAUUACAUAUUAACAACUUCAUAUUCAUUUAAAAACCUAGUAACCAUAUGUAUUCAGUAGUUCAGUAGAUAACAAGUUCAGCGUUUGAAUCGAUAAGUACAGAGUUCAAGUUCCAACAUCAAUAUUCAGCUAGAGUUCCUAAUUAAAUGGAACGAACAGUUUGAUUUUUGUAACUAGACAUAUACCUGAUAGACUAAAACAUUAGAUAAACAAUCUUUGAAAAAUAAAUUUAAA